GGGGCCCAGGCGGAGCCUAGAGGGGCAGUGGGGCUGGGUCUGGGUGGCCCCACUGGCUCCGCCUCUGUCUAUCUUUGGGAAUUUAUUUCACGGGCACCACUGGCCAGUACUCCACUGCCUGCCAGCAACCAAAAGCUGUUCUGAUCACCCAGGGUUUUCCCUCCCCACCCAGACCCACCAACUAACCCCUGCCUUCUGGCCUCCGGCCCCACCUGCCCUGCUCUGUUCUUAAGGGACUGAGAAGUCUCCAAUCACUCCACUGCUAUAGCUGUGGAGACAAAUGCUGGCCUGCCCUUGACCACAGAGGCCGUGUGGGCCCCUCCUGGCCCACCAUGGCACGGCGGCUGCAGGAUGAGCUGUCAGCCUUCUUCUUUGAGUAUGACACUCCCCGGAUGGUGCUGGUGCGAAACAAGAAGGUGGGAGUCAUUUUCCGUCUGAUCCAGUUGGUGGUUCUGGUCUACGUCAUUGGGUGGGUGUUCGUCUAUGAAAAGGGAUACCAGACUUCAGGCGGCCUCAUCAGCAGUGUGUCUGUGAAGCUCAAGGGCCUGGCUGUGACCCAGCUCCAGGGCCUGGGACCCCAGGUCUGGGACGUGGCUGACUAUGUCUUCCCAGCCCAGGGUGACAGCUCCUUUGUAGUUAUGACCAAUUUCAUCGUGACCCCCCAGCAGGCUCAAGGCUAUUGUGCAGAGAACCCAGAAGGUGGCAUUUGCCAGGAGGACAAUGGGUGCACUCCGGGAAAAGCAGAAAGGAAGGCCCAAGGUAUUCGCACAGGCAAAUGCGUGCCCUUCAAUAGCACAGUGAAGACCUGUGAGAUCUUUGGCUGGUGUCCUGUGGAGGUGGAUGACAAGAUCCCAAGACCUGCUCUUCUCCGUGAGGCUGAGAACUUCACCCUCUUCAUCAAGAACAGCAUCAGCUUUCCCCGCUUCAAGGUCAACAGGCGCAACCUGGUGGAGGAGGUGAAUAACACCUACAUGAAGAAAUGCCUCUACCACAAGACCCUGCAUCCACUGUGCCCAGUCUUCAGCCUUGGAUAUGUGGUGCAAGAGUCAGGCCAGGACUUCCGCAGCCUGGCUGUGAAUGGCGGGGUGGUUGGCAUCACCAUCGACUGGGAGUGUGACCUGGAUUGGCACGUGCGGCACUGCAAACCCAUCUACCAAUUCCAUGGACUGUAUGGGGAGAAAAAUCUGUCUCCAGGCUUCAACUUCAGGUUUGCCCGGCAUUUUGUGCAGAAUGGGACAAACCGUCGUCACCUCUUCAAGGUGUUUGGGAUUCGUUUUGACAUCCUCGUGAAUGGUAAGGCCGGGAAGUUUGACAUCAUCCCUACUAUGACUACCAUUGGCUCUGGGAUUGGCAUCUUUGGAGUGGCCACAGUUCUUUGUGACCUCUUAUUGCUCCACAUCCUGCCCAAGAGGCACUACUACAAACAGAAGAAGUUCAAGUACGCCGAGGACAUGGGGCCUGGGGAGGGUGAACGUGACCCCGCGGCCACCAGCUCCACUCUGGGCCUGCAGGAGAACAUGAGGACCUCCUGACCUCAGCCUUGGGUUCUGGACUUGACUCAGUGUGUGACUUCCGGCUAGGGCUGGUGGCUUCGAGCCAGGGCAGAGACCAUUCCCAGGGGCUUUCCUACCGGACAGACACCAAGUUGCCCCCCACCCCCACCCCAGUUCAGAGUGGUGACGGGCAAGACACUGCAAUUCAGAGCUCUGGGUCCAAUUCCACACGUCCCCUCCUGAGGGAUGCCCCCUCCAGUUUCAGCCACUCUGGGUCUAUAUGGUUGGGCUCCUCAUACACCUAUACCCUAGCUUUGUGACAACGUCUCAGGCUUUCACUGUCCAUCCCAGGGCUUCACCUGCCUAGAUUUGUGCUCUUCCACAUGGAAGCCACUAGCCAGAUGUGACAAUUUGAACUUAAAUUAAUUAAAAUAUAAUAAAAAAUAUGCCUCAGUUGACCUAGCUAAGUGGACACAUGUGGCCCACGACUAUCAAACUGGACAGCAGAGGAUGCUUUCCAUUGAAAGAUGUUCCAAAGGAAUUCCCCAGGAGGCUCAGCAACAGUGCAGGUGCCGGGCACACAUCCCACCUAAAAACAGAGACACAGGCCACUUUGUGCCUGAGGCUUAAGAAUGGCUCUCCCGGAACUUUCUGGCUCUUAAGCUCCUAUCCAGGCUUGGGUCAGCACCAAUUGGCAGGUGUAGGCACUGAGCAGGGUCUCAAACACCCCCAGCAAGUGUGUAGUGUGCCACACAGGAAUUCACAAGCCCCCAGGUGCACACGCCCCCUGUACAUACAACUCUCCGCCCCCGCUGUGGAUUGGAACAGCUUGGGUACUGCAAGUGCAGCCAUCUGAACACACCUACACCCCCAGGCAGGGACACAUGGUCUCCAUACAGUGUCACCCCCAUGGGACAAUGCUCCUUACUGGGGGAGUCAGGCCAGGACAGCCCUGCCAGUCACAGAACCUUACUCAGCUACCUCGGGUGGAGGUGUAAGCCUGGUGAAUCCUGGCUCCUUGCCUGUGGCCCAGACCCAGCUUCCACAGCUUGCCCGGCUUGGUUGGAACAUGAAGGCUGAGGAGGCAAGGGGUGGGGCACAAUAAAAAAAGAAAUGAGGACAAA
Myodes glareolus (Bank vole) is the source of this 2617-nucleotide messenger RNA. RefSeq names its product purinergic receptor P2X 1 (gene P2rx1). Gene Ontology annotation, biological process: calcium ion transmembrane transport; response to ATP. Gene Ontology annotation, cellular component: plasma membrane. NCBI's taxonomy places the organism in Eukaryota, Metazoa, Chordata, Mammalia, Rodentia, Cricetidae. Gene Ontology annotation, molecular function: ATP binding; purinergic nucleotide receptor activity; extracellularly ATP-gated monoatomic cation channel activity. The record is from RefSeq and is a predicted model, not a curated record.